Dentiscutata erythropus is the source of this 397-nucleotide messenger RNA. The record is from the annotation of a GenBank genome assembly. NCBI's taxonomy places the organism in Eukaryota, Fungi, Glomeromycota, Glomeromycetes, Diversisporales, Gigasporaceae.
AUGGCUUCUUCAGAUCACUCUUCUGACCUCGAAUUUUCCAACGGUUUGGCUAAUAGUAAAAAUGGCAUUGAAAGUAGUAGUAAUAUUAUUCAAAAAAUGAUUGAUGACCAGUUUAAAGCCAGAGAUGAGAAAAUCACCCAACUUCAAAACCAGGUUGAACGACUCCAAAAAGAAAACCAAAAAUUACUAGCGCAAGUGAGUAUGUCACCUGACCAGCUCAUAAAUAACCGGAGUUUUGACCAUAGACAAAAAGCUCAAGAACUUAAAAAUGCUAUAACUAAAGUAGUAGACGAUGUGCUUUUAAAUCAAGAUCAUUCAACUCGUCAACAUGUAUUUAAUAACUAUAAUAACAGCAAAUGGAACUCCGCUUCAACUCCCACUACUUCUCAUACUGAAG